This is a messenger RNA of Drosophila mojavensis, 884 nucleotides long. RefSeq names its product chymotrypsin-1. Gene Ontology annotation, biological process: proteolysis. The coding region runs from base 4 to 861 and encodes 285 amino acids. NCBI's taxonomy places the organism in Eukaryota, Metazoa, Arthropoda, Insecta, Diptera, Drosophilidae. Gene Ontology annotation, molecular function: serine-type endopeptidase activity. The record is from RefSeq and is a predicted model, not a curated record. The transcript has 3 exons.
GGCAUGGGCCAAAUGGUAUGCAUAACCCAAGCAAACAUGGCUCUUAUUGAACUCAUUCUGUGGACAGCUCUGGCCCUAGGCACCGCCACGGCACGUCACAACUCUCGUCAGCCCAAUGACUCUACGCCCUCUCGCAUCGUGGGCGGCUCCGAUGUGCCACAAGGCGAAUAUGUGCCCUACCAAGUGUCGAUGCAGUACCGAACCCGUGACGGCUAUGCCCACUUCUGUGGCGGAUCGAUCAUAGCUCCCGAUCGCAUACUCACAGCGGCCCACUGCUGUGACGGUAUGAAUGUAACGCGCAUGUCUGUCGUCGCGGGCAUACGCAAUCUGUAUGAUAAGGGCGGAUCACGCUCUCGGGUGGUCUCCUUUGUCAUACACCCCGAUUACAGGCCGCUGAAGACCAGCGAUAUCGCAGUGCUGACAAUCGACCCGCCACUGGUCUACAACAAUGUCAGUGUGGCCCCCAUUGAAUUUUCCUCCGAUACGUUUGUGGGCGGCGGAGUCCCUGUGACCCUAACCGGUUGGGGCUUACGGCUGCCGGCCCCUUUUCCCUUCCUGGACAACCUAAACUAUCCGAAUACACUGCAACGCAUGAGCUACAGAACGAUUACGAACCAAGAGUGCCGCGAAAGGGGCAUGGAAGAUGUGACGGAUACGGAGAUAUGUGCCAGAGGCAUCUUUAGGGGCGCCUGUUCGGGCGACUCGGGUGGUCCCUUGGUUCGCGACGACAAUGGUCUCAAGCAGGUCGGAGUCGUCUCCUAUGGACUGGUUGUGUGCGGCCUCUUUAUCUCCCCCGAUGUCUACACCAGAGUCUCCACCUUCAGGAACUGGAUACAAGAGGGCAUAGCGAACAGCAAAUGAUUCGAUUGCUAUAUUCAAAACAA